This is a messenger RNA of Pungitius pungitius (ninespine stickleback), 1613 nucleotides long. Its product is annotated as monoacylglycerol lipase abhd6-A-like. NCBI's taxonomy places the organism in Eukaryota, Metazoa, Chordata, Actinopteri, Perciformes, Gasterosteidae. The transcript is spliced from 9 exons. Bases 174 to 1178 code for a protein of 334 amino acids. Gene Ontology annotation, biological process: acylglycerol catabolic process. Gene Ontology annotation, cellular component: mitochondrion. Gene Ontology annotation, molecular function: monoacylglycerol lipase activity. The record is from RefSeq and is a predicted model, not a curated record.
UGUUCUUAACGUGUCGGGUGUCGCGUUUCAUGUGUUUCACGUGUUUCACAUGUGAGGCCCUUCAUCGGGGUUCACAUGUCUCACAUGUUGUGUUUUCAUCCGCCGGCUCACACGGUUGAUUUAACUUCUUCUGUUGCACCUUCAGUGAAAAAAGAUUUAAAGGCCGUGCAAAGAUGGAGCUGAUAGUGCUAUCAGGAGGUAUUUUGGUUCUUCCGGUCUUCGUCUUCAUCACCUCCUUCCUCUUCUGGCCUGGAUUCCUCCUCAAGGCGUACAACUGGUUCUGGCGUCGGAGGCUCGGCCUGCAGGUCCGCUACUCGCGCCGCGGAAACUACCGCUUCUGUUACAGCAGCCGCGGGACGCCGCGGGGCGCCACGCCGUCGCUGCUGCUGCUGCACGGCUUCUCCGCCAGCAAGGACAUGUGGCUGCCCGUCGUCAACCACCUCCCGAGAGACCAGCACGUGGUGUGUGUGGACAUGCCGGGACACGAGGGGACGAGUCGCACCGGCGCCGAGGACUACAGCAUUCAGGGUCAGGUGACCCGUGUCCACCAGUUCGUGCAGAGCAUCGGCCUGGACAAACGCCCCUUCCACCUGGUGGGGACGUCGAUGGGCGGGAACGUGGCCGGCGUCUACGCCGCCUGCUUCCCGGCUCAGCUCUCCGGCGUCACACUGGUGUGUCCGGCAGGUCUCGUUUAUCCGACGGAAACCGAGUUCAUCCGUCGUCUGAGGGAGCUGGAGAAAGCUCCGCAGCCGGAGUCCAUCCCUCUGAUCCCCUCCACUCCUCAGGAGCUGGAGGACAUGUUGAAGCUCUGCUGCUACACUCCCCUCAAACUCCACCGACAGGUCAUGCAGGGUCUCCUCGACAACAGGAUCCCUAACAAUGAUUUCUACAAAGAAGUGUUCAUGGAGAUCGUCGGUGAAAAGUCUCGUCACUCGCUGCAGGACAACCUGCACCUGAUCACCUCGCCCGUGCAGGUCGUCUGGGGGACGGAGGAUCAGGUGGUGGACGUCUCGGGGGCGGCGGUGCUGGAGGCCCGGCUGCCAAACUGCCAGGUGACGCUGCUGGAACAGUGCGGCCACUCGGUGGCGUUGGAGCGGCCCAGGAAAACCGCCACGCUGAUCAUGGACUUCCUGUCUGCGCAGGAAGGCGGCUGUGAAAACACUAAGAAACUUUCCUGAAGGAAAACAAAACAAAACGUACAACCUUGAUAUCUGGUGAUGAUGCUGUUUUUUUUAGUUUGAUAGAAAUGUUUUUUUUUUACAUCUGUGAACAUCAGAUGAAUGCCUAAAAGUGUGACGGACAGUCGAUUGUACCUGAAGAAAGGAGGCUGUAGUUUAAUACGUUGAAUGAAAACUUUCCAGGUUGAGAUUUUGCACAUUUCUUUCUCAGAUAAACUGUAUUUAAACGUCCAUGUGUGUGUCAUGUGUAGGACAGUUGUUUGUUUGGGUGUGAAGUCUCCUGCUGUGAAACAACUGCACUUAUACGUUAUGGAAACACAUUGAGAAGGAAAAAUAUACUGCUGGGGAUUAACGGUUGAUAGAUUAGAUUAUUCAGAAUUGUUUACAGUACAAAGAGUAUUUGAAGCCUACCCAAAUAAAUCUCUUACUGAUUGA